AUGGAGUUGGACAUAAUUAGCAACUUACCAAGUGAUGUUAUAGAACAAAUUUUGUCACAUUUGCCCAUUAGAGAUGCAGUGAGGACAAGUAUUUUAUCAAGAAACUGGAGAUACAGAUGGGCUACGAUUCGUCAUCUUGUGUUCGAUAAUCUGUGUGUCUCAACUCAAAAGCGUAUAAGCUUUGUGAACAUUGUUGAUCAUGUACUCCAAGGUCACAUUGGCCCCAUUCACAAGUUUGAGCUUUCUUAUUUAGAUGGUGUAGCCAGUCGGGAUAUUCCUAUAGUGUUCCUUCUUAUAUGUUUUCCUGAGCAAAGAGAACCAACCAAGUCCCGUUCGAAAUCGGAGAUGGAGUUGGAUAGAAUUAGCAACUUACCAAGUGAUGUUGUAGAACAAAUUUUGUCACAUUUGCCCAAUAGAGAGGCAGUCAGGACAAGUGUUUUAUCAAGCAACUGGAGAUACAGAUCGGCUAUGCUUCCUCAUCUUGUGUUUGAUUAUCAGAGUCUCUCAAGAAUAAAACAUGUACUUCUAGGUCACAUUGGCCCCAUUCACAAGUUUAAGCUUUCUCACUUUGGCUGUCUAGCCACUUGGGAUAUCGAUCGAUGGAUUCUUCGUCUAUCUAGAAACUCUAUCAAAGAGCUCAUACUUGUAAUUUGGGAAGGGGGGCACUACAGAGUUCCUUCAUAUUUGUACCGUUUAGAGUUAUUUCGUUGUUUGCUAAAACCUCCGCCAACAUUCAAAGGCUUCAGGAAUUUGAAAAUCCUUGUUAUUGACCAUGUUACCCUGGCCCGAGAUGUAUUCCACAAUCUAAUUGCUUGCUGUUCUCUGCUUGAAAAGUUGACUUUGUUAGGGUUCACUUUCACCCAUCUCAAGAUUGAUGCACCAAAUCUCCAAUUCCUUCAUGUCGAAGGUGAUUUUGACGAUGUUACUUUUGAGAAUACCUUAAAUCUGGUUGAUGUUUGCAUUUCUAUGGACAAUUAUGUCGACCAAAGAUGGGUUCGCAACAGUUCUAGCAAUUUGGUCAAGUUUUUGGUUCACCUGCCUCAUAUUCAGAGGCUAAAAAUUCAGGGAUUCUUUUUACAGAUUUUGGCAGUUGGUGCCUUGUCAGCAGAGCUUCCUAAGCCCUGUCUAUGUCUGAAUUUUCUUUCCAUAAGCAUAAACUUUAAUGAUCCGGGGGAGAUUUUAACUGCUCUACGCCUUCUGAGAAGCUCCCCUGAAGAACUAGAAAUUUCUGCCGACCCUUCUCUUCAAGAACGAGGAUUUUCUGCCGACCAAGAGGUUCAGGUUGAUUUGUCAGAAAUGAACUCUUUAUAUGGCAACUACAUUUGCCCAUUCACCCAACUGCGACUUGUCAAAAUAUCAGACUUCUCUGAUGUCAAAACUGAAUUAGAUUUCAUCAGAUUUCUGCUUUUAAAUUCUCCUGUGCUUGAGAAGAUGAUUGUUAAGCCUGCUUUUGCCGAUGGUUCUUUGGAGCUCCUUAAACAGUUGCUCCGGUUAGGUCGUGCCUCAGUGCAUUCGGAGAUAAUCUUCUUGGACCCUGAUUUGGACUUUGGCAUCUAAGAUGAGAGGACUUGCUUGAAGGAAUGAAUGUGGUUUUGGACUGCUGGGCACGUCUGCCUAUGUUUCUCAUACUUGCAAAUUAUCUUUGUGGAGGCAUAUGCUAAGUUAAGUCUCUUGGGGAUUAUUAGUUAGGUUAGAUUGAUAUGAGCUCGUUUGCCAAUUUACAACAACAAAGUCCCACAAAUUUCCUGUAACAGUGAAAAUACUAGGAAUAUGUUUUCCCAAACACUUUCCUCAGCUUCGUAUAUGUAUGGGUUUUAUCCACUAUAUCCCGGAUCUCACCUCAUGUGUGUAAGAGUUUGCAAAAUAAUUAGGAAAUUUAGUUGAAUUCUAAAGCCUUUUUCAAAAGUCAAACAAAGCAUACAUCUAGGAGGUACAAAAUAA
This is a messenger RNA of Prunus mume (Japanese apricot), 1941 nucleotides long. The record is from RefSeq and is a predicted model, not a curated record. NCBI's taxonomy places the organism in Eukaryota, Viridiplantae, Streptophyta, Magnoliopsida, Rosales, Rosaceae.